CCAAUCCCCACAACCACAAAAUUCCCGCCCGUUGCCUCCACUCCACCGGCUGGCUAAGCUUCCUGUCUACGUCAAGACAACCUAUUUACUAUUUGAGCAUUUCUACUAUGCUAUAUAGUAUAUAGUAUUGGUGCUUUAAUGUACAAUUUAAAGUUGAUCCAUAACAUUAAAUGUAUAAGUUUAGGUUGUACUAUUAUGUUAUGGUACAACUUUACAACUUGAAGUUGUACCAUCACAUAAAAGUACAAGUUCAAGUUGUACCAUAAAAGAAUUUAUACAAAAAAUAUAGGUACAAUCUGAAGUUGUACCAUAACGUAAAUGUACAAUUUUAAGUUGUACCAUAAAGGCAAAAUCCUAUAGCACCAAUACUACAUAGCAUUGUAAAAUUUCUCUUUACUAUUUAGUGUCUGAUUAAUUUUUAUAGUUGAAAUUAAAAAACAAUGACCGCAAAAUCCCAAAAGCCUUUGCGUAAUUAAUGUAAGUGAUAAUGGCAUUUUGCAUACACAUUUGGGUGAUAGAUGACACAUUUUUGUCCGUUCUCUCUCUCAUCUCUAUGGACUAUGGGGUUCCAAAAGAAACACGUAUUUGUCUAUAACGUGUUAAUUUAGGGUUCAAAUGGGAGUUUUUCCAUUCCCCAAUUUCAUGUAUGAAAAAUGUAGACUUCACGCUCUUCUUCCAAAUGUUAUUAUUUAUAGAUUAAGAACUUACAAAGUUUCUUCUCGAUUCUUUUUCUUACAACAAUCACUCCGUUGCAUUUUGUUUGUAUGUUCUUCGAGAUAAAUUUUUGUGAAAUCUUUAUCUACGAUACGUUCUAAUUUUUAGUGUCGGAACCACGUUGAUAACAAAAGAAAUUAUAGCCCACAAACAUUAAAAUUAUAUAUAAUUGAUAAGAAUUUAACUACUUUCCUUAAAAUUGUUCUGGAUAUAAAUUGUUAACUCUAUUCCAGAUUUUUUAUUCCACCUUUCUUACUCAACUCAAAUAUUUAACUGCGGGCGUUUUGGAAAAUAUUAGAUAUCUAAAAAAGUUUUUUCUCUCGUUUAGCGAGAGUCUCGGAGCUAGGGUUCCGGUGAUUGUGAUUGUACACUUUUUACCCCUUUUUUCUUAAAUGUUUGAGGCACUUUUACUCCAUGAGGUUCGGUUUUACACUAGGUUGUGAUUGUUUUUAGUAUGUUACAGAUCCUAGCAGGUGAAAUCAACCCAUGGAACGAAAGAUGGACGAAAAGGUUCGAAAACCGGUCAAAAGGGAGCAAACAACAAUAGUUCAUGGUGGAGGCCAACAGUUCACGGCCAGCCACACCGUGAAGAAGGAGCGCAGACCGUGAAGCGCAACGAGUCCAUGAGGGUUUUGCACGCCUUGCAGGAUUUCAAAAUUUCACGGUCACCCCGACCUUGAAAACCCGCUCCAGACCGUGAAGCGCCUAAGUGAAACGAUGCGCUUUUGCUUGACAUCACGGUCCAAGCCCAAUGUUCACGGCCGUGAACUAGGACCGUCAAAUGUCGUCGAUCUGGGUAUAUAAGGAGGGCUGAGCUGAAAAAGAAAGGGAGAGAACCUAGUGAGAGAGACUUCUUCAUAUGCAGAUUUAUAGAGUGAGAAAGUGACGAACAAGAGAAGGAGGAGAAGUUAGGGUUUCAUCCAAGAGCAAAGUUUUGGGAAUUUCUUCCUCCAAGGUUGAUCCCCACACCACUAGGAAGAAGGCAAACAUCAUCAAGAUGAGUUUCUCUCUUCUCCUUUGUGUAUUCCCUCUACUUAGCAUGGAGUAGUCCUUUCUUUCACUUGGGUGUUUGUAAAUCGUAGCUAUAAUUAUGUGAAUGUUUGUAUGGAUUGAAUGUUGUGUUUUAAUACAAGUUAUGAGGUAUUUUCAUAAAGGUUGUGUUGUGUUUUUGUAUUUCCAACUCUUAUGCCAUUUUGACCUAGGUAGGGGGAAAUCCCCUUCUUGCGAAGAGGCUUAUAAAAGCUGGAAUUCCUUGGCCAAAUUGUGUCACCUACUUAGGUUGAAUUAGAGAAAAACUUUUAAUACGUAUUAGCACCUUGGGUAGGUUGUGUUUUGGCCGUCUGGACUACGGUUCGAGGGAGAAGCCCAAACAACCCUUAGUCGAUUGGCCAAGAGAGCUACAUUGGUAGCUUGAUUCCAAAUCCCUUGGCCUAGUGACCGAGAGAGUGACACUUGUUCAGUUUUUGUGCCUCUCUACGGUUUACAACCGCCUUUACCACACAUUUGUAUUCGAUCCCACAAGUCAUGGUUACUAUCUAGGGGGAGUGACACCUGGGUGAACCCUUCUCAAUUAGUGUUCAAACCAUUUACUUUUCCAGUCGCUUUAGCUUUGAACCAUAGUUUUAACCAUAAACUAUUUUCUAGAUAAUGUUUCAAACAAUUGAAGUAGAGUUAAAUGGACCGGCCCGUGUUUGACUUUUAAAACAUACUUGCUCCAUAUUGCACCCGGUUAAGGUUUAUACUUGGGCCUUAAUCAAGAUUUUUAUUGUGAUAUUCGAGACGAGUCAAGUUUUUGGCGCUGGUCCAGGGGAGUUUCGAUAUGUUAUUUUGAAAAGAUUGUUUGGUGUUAAUCUUGCGUUUACCUUUUGUUUUGUGAGUGUGAAUCUUGCUUGUGUUAGACGAGUUGUGUUUCAAUGAAGUGUGUGCAGGAGGGUGUAUGACUUGGGUAAUCCGACACCUUUGGCGCCACUAGACGAGAAUCUCAACUGCACUCUCCGACUCUUGGCUCGUGAGAGGGAGCUGGCAGAAGCAAGAAGAAGGAUUGAAGAGAGGGGACAACCACAAGUUGGUCCCAAACUUAAAGAAGUUGUAGUUGAGGAAGAGCUUGAAUUGGAGGAAGAGGAAGGAAAUGAAGCCGAGAUGGCGGCUAAUCAAAAUUCCCAAGAGGGAGUUGAGGAACCGAGGACCAUGGGAUACUAUAUGGCUCCACGGGCGACGGAUAUCCAGCCGACCAUUGUGCAUCCACCCGAGGUCGCCAACAAUUCCGAGACCAAGCUUGACAAUGAUCCAAAACAAUGUGAAAUUCCAAGGGCUUAAAGACAAGUCUCCAAGGGAGCAUAUCCAGAGGUUCGUCGAGAUUGCAGGAAGUUUGAAGAUCAAUGGGGUACCCGAAGAGGCUUUGAAUUUGAGGUUAUUCCCCUACUAUACUGCAGGGAAUGAGCUCAAGUGGCUCAACAAUAUAACAGCCCUCUCGAUUAACUCAUAGGAUACGAAUUUCUCAACAAGUUCAUGGCCUGAUAUUGUCCACCUUCCAAGGCGGCGGCCAUUUUGCUCAAUAGGAGGAUGCGAUAUGGAGGGACUCAUGGGAGAGGUACUCUGACUUUUUCCUCUAGUGCCCACAUUCGGAUUUGAAGAACAGUUCCAGAUCAAAACCUUCUACGACGGUCUCCUCCAAGAAGACAAGAUUCUCAUUGACUCUCUAUGUCAAGGGAAGUUGAUGAUUAAGACUCCAACCGAGGUGAUGAGGACAUCAAUGGGCCAGUCACACGUGCAAAGGCAAGAACAUUGAAGGAGAAGCUUGCAACAUAUAUGGAGAGCACUUUGGAGUCAUGGACGUGGAGCUGUUUUGAGGGAAGUCAUAUAUGAUGAUUAGAGUGGAGGAAGGAGUAAGUGUUGGAGAGAAGGCAGAUUUCAAGAAGUAGCCUUAACGAGUUUGCUUAACGGGUCCAGGCUUAACGGUUUGGGCUUAACGAGUUUGCUGAGCUGUUUUUGGGUUUCCUUGUUUUAAAGUCGGUUUAUGAUUGUUUUUCCAUGUUGGAGUCAGAUUUGGAUUGUAUUUGCCUAUUUAAAGGGGCUGAACUCGUCGGUUUAAGGGUAGAAAACCCUAUUGAUUAAAUUGAAGGCUUUGGC
Messenger RNA from Linum trigynum, 3843 nucleotides. The record is from the annotation of a GenBank genome assembly. NCBI's taxonomy places the organism in Eukaryota, Viridiplantae, Streptophyta, Magnoliopsida, Malpighiales, Linaceae.